This is a messenger RNA of Trifolium pratense (red clover), 777 nucleotides long. RefSeq lists its product as uncharacterized. The record is from RefSeq and is a predicted model, not a curated record. NCBI's taxonomy places the organism in Eukaryota, Viridiplantae, Streptophyta, Magnoliopsida, Fabales, Fabaceae. The transcript has a single exon. Bases 379 to 591 code for a protein of 70 amino acids.
UUAAGGGAGUACAACAGAUACUCAUUGUUAGAGGUUUUAUUUCAUGAACCAUUAGAAGUUUAUGAGGAGAAAAAGGAAAGAAAAAGAAAAGCAAGUUCCUUUGGCUUGGGUGGCACAAAAAGCAAUAUCCUACUGACCACUAUACCAUAAAAUUUGACAUACCUUUCUUCUCUUGUAAACCAUUGUCUUUCCUCUCACCAAGUUUAGCAUAACCUUUACCUCCUUAACGACCAAGUAAUUCAUCUUCUACUUAUUACCAAACUUCUGAACAUAUACUCCAUACUUUAGUUUUGUUAUUUUCAAACACAAGAAAUAAACACAGAAAAAAAAAAAAAAAAAAAAAAAAAAGUAGUGAAGUGAGAGACUAAAAACAAAGAUAUGGGAGCUGAUUGGGGACCAGUGAUUGUUGCUGUUGCUUUGUUCAUUCUCUUAUCACCAGGAUUACUCUUCCAAUUUCCAGCAAGGGUUAGAGUGAUGGAAUUUGGUAACAUGAGUACUAGUGGAAUUUCUAUUUUAAUUCAUGCUAUUAUAUAUUUUUGUAUACUUACUAUACUAGUCAUUGCAAUUGGUAUUCAUGUACAUUUUAAUUAAAUCCAAAUUUAUUUUGGUUUAGACAUCACAAACAUGCCAUAAGUAUGUUUGUGUUUACAUUUUUUGUGUUUUAAUUUUUCUUUUAUGUUUUUUACAUGGGUUUCUUCAAUGAUGAUGUAACAAUGUUGAUUUAUUGUUCAAAGUGAAAAAGGAAAUGUAACUAAAGGAAAAAUAUUAUAUAUCUUU